ACUGAAACACAACCCUCACUCCCUUUCUCUCCUCUGGCAUGUACGCUGCUGGUAGGAGCCCCCCAGGGAAAAACUAAAAACUGCAGCCGAAAUCCUUUAGGGCUCCUUCCUCAGGAAAACUGAUGACUUCUAGAUCACAGCUCAAGUUUUAAGACGGACGCAAGCUGGACAUUCUUCUGAUGGGCUUUAAACUUUGAACUGGAUGUGGACAUUUUUCUCUCUGAUGACAGAAUCACUGCAACUUCCCCCUUGCAGUUGCUUCCUUUCCUUAAAGGUAGCCGUAUCUUGUUUUCUUUAAAAACCUUUCCCUUCCAAAUUUGCCUGUCAUGCCGACUGUCAUUAGCGCGUCUAUGGCCCCACGGACAGGGGCCGAGCCCAGGUCCCCAGGGCCGAUGCCCCAGGCGGCCCAGGGCAAGGGCACGGAGGCCGGGGUUGGAAACCCAGGUGGUAAAUACUCAGCCAUCAUCAGCCGCAAUUUUCCCAUUAUUGGCGUGAAAGAGAAGACAUUUGAGCAGCUUCACAAGAAAUGCCUAGAAAAGAAGGUUCUUUAUCUGGAUCCUGAGUUCCCACCGGACGAGACCUCUCUCUUUUAUAGCCAGAAGUUCCCCAUCCAGUUCGUCUGGAAGAGACCUCCGGAAAUUUGCGAGAAUCCCCGAUUUAUCGUUGGUGGAGCCAACAGAACUGACAUCUGUCAAGGAGACCUAGGGGACUGCUGGUUUCUGGCAGCCAUCGCUUGCCUGACCCUCAACAAGCGCCUGCUUUUCCGAGUCAUACCCCAUGAUCAGAGUUUCACCGAAAACUACGCAGGGAUCUUUCACUUCCAGUUCUGGCGCUACGGAGACUGGGUGGACGUGGUUAUUGAUGACUGCCUGCCAACUUACAACAAUCAACUGGUUUUCACCAAAUCCAACCACCGCAAUGAGUUCUGGAGUGCUCUGCUGGAGAAGGCUUAUGCUAAGCUCCAUGGUUCAUACGAAGCCCUGAAAGGUGGAAACACUACAGAGGCCAUGGAGGACUUCACAGGAGGAGUGACAGAGUUUUUUGAAAUCAAAGAUGCUCCCAGAGACAUGUACAAGAUCAUGAAGAAAGCCAUCGAGAGGGGCUCCCUCAUGGGCUGCUCCAUUGAUGAUGGCACAAACAUGACCUAUGGAACCUCUCCUUCUGGGCUGAAAAUGGGGGAUUUGAUUGCACGGAUGGUGAGGAACAUGGACGAGUCGCGGCUCAGGGACUCAGACCUCAUCCCUGAGGGAUGCUCAGAUGACAGACCGACCCGGACAAUUGUUCCUGUUCAGUUCGAGACAAGAAUGGCCUGUGGGCUGGUCAAAGGCCACGCCUAUUCGGUUACUGGGCUGGAGGAGGCCCUGUUCAAGGGUGAAAAGGUGAAGCUUGUGCGGCUGAGGAACCCCUGGGGCCAGGUGGAGUGGAAUGGCUCCUGGAGUGACAGUUGGAAGGACUGGAGCUUUGUGGACAAAGAUGAGAAGGCCCGUCUGCAGCACCAGGUCACUGAGGAUGGAGAGUUCUGGAUGUCUUAUGAUGAUUUCAUCUACCAUUUCACAAAGUUGGAGAUCUGCAACCUCACAGCUGAUGCCCUGGAGUCCGACAAGCUUCAGACUUGGACAGUGUCCGUGAACGAGGGCCGCUGGGUGAGGGGCUGCUCUGCUGGAGGCUGUCGCAACUUCCCAGACACUUUCUGGACCAACCCACAGUACCGUCUGAAGCUCCUGGAGGAGGAUGAUGACCCUGACGACUCCGAGGUGAUCUGCAGCUUCCUGGUAGCACUGAUGCAGAAGAACCGGCGGAAGGACCGGAAGCUGGGGGCCAACCUCUUCACCAUCGGCUUCGCCAUCUACGAGGUCCCCAAAGAGAUGCAUGGAAACAAGCAGCACUUGCAGAAGGACUUCUUCCUGUACAACGCCUCCAAGGCUAGGAGCAGAACCUACAUUAACAUGCGGGAGGUGUCCGAGCGCUUCCGCCUGCCCCCCAGCGAGUACGUCAUUGUGCCCUCCACCUAUGAGCCCCACCAGGAGGGGGAAUUCAUCCUCCGGGUCUUCUCCGAAAAGAGGAACCUCUCUGAGGAAGUUGAAAAUACCAUCUCUGUGGAUCGACCAGUGAAAAAGAAAAAAACCAAGCCCAUCAUCUUCGUUUCAGACAGAGCAAACAGCAACAAGGAGUUGGGUGUGGACCAGGAAUCAGAGGAGGGCCAAGACAAAACAAGCCCUGAUAAACAAGAGAAAUCCCCAAAGCCAGAGCCCAGCAACACUGACCAGGAAAGCGAGGAACAGCAGCAAUUCCGGAACAUUUUCAGGCAGAUAGCAGGCGAUGACAUGGAGAUCUGUGCAGAUGAGCUCAAGAAUGUCCUUAACAGAGUGGUGAACAAACAUAAGGACCUGAAGACUGAAGGGUUCACAUUGGAGUCCUGCCGUAGCAUGAUUGCUCUCAUGGAUACAGACGGCUCUGGAAGACUGAACCUACAAGAGUUCCACCACCUCUGGAAGAAGAUUAAGUCCUGGCAGAAAAUUUUCAAGCACUAUGACACUGACCAAUCCGGCACCAUCAACAGCUAUGAGAUGCGAAAUGCAGUCAAUGAUGCAGGCUUCCACCUCAACAACCAGCUCUACGACAUCAUCACCAUGCGGUACGCAGACAAGUACAUGAACAUCGACUUCGACAGUUUUAUCUGCUGCUUCGUCAGGCUGGAGGGCAUGUUCAGAGCUUUUAAUGCCUUUGACAAGGAUGGAGAUGGUAUCAUCAAACUCAAUGUUCUAGAGUGGCUGCAGCUCACCAUGUAUGCCUGAACCAGUCAAGCUGGCCUCAUCCAGGGCCAGGCAGGAUCGCUCAGGAUUUCAGUGUCACCCAACAGAGCUAGAGCCCUUACCUCCAAGGACACGGCAGCUGCACCCCCAGCAGACCUUCAGGCGCCUCAUCGGUCUUGUUCUUCCUCUACUCACUGCCCUGUCAGUCUCAGGGCAUCUCUCAUCUUGUCAUGCCCAGUCUGGCCCUUUAGUUAAGGAAUGGAAGGAGGGAGAACAACUGUCCCUCCACCACCCGGAUGCAAGGGUCUCUGUCUGCAUCAGUAAGCCAGAACCUGGUGAGAACUUUGCUCAGAGUGGCCUCAGCUCCAAAGCCAAUGCUCCCCUAAGCUUGCCCUAGGCUGUUCGCAGAAGCAUUUGCCAAUGGCACUCAGCACUUCCUGGUGCUGGACCCCUCUAUCACUUCUACGGUCUCCCACCCCUGGGACAGUAACCCAGUAAGCACUUGGUUCUUCUGCCUGAUUGUUUCAGGAUGAGCCUGCUCUGCAGUAAACUAGCUCAGGGGCAGAGGGCUGGACACAGUGGGUUAUCUGACUCAUAAGUUUGGCUUCAUUCUAAAAAAAAGGCGAUCUAAAUAAAGGCACACGUUUGGGUGGUU
Messenger RNA from Phacochoerus africanus (Common warthog), 3408 nucleotides. It is a transcript of the gene CAPN3, whose product is annotated as calpain 3. Gene Ontology annotation, biological process: proteolysis; negative regulation of apoptotic process. NCBI's taxonomy places the organism in Eukaryota, Metazoa, Chordata, Mammalia, Artiodactyla, Suidae. The record is from RefSeq and is a predicted model, not a curated record. Gene Ontology annotation, cellular component: cytoplasm. The transcript has 24 exons. Gene Ontology annotation, molecular function: calcium-dependent cysteine-type endopeptidase activity; calcium ion binding. The coding region runs from base 327 to 2795 and encodes 822 amino acids.